CGCGUCCAAAGGUCCACCCGACCGCACCGCCGCCACCGCCACACAUAACAAGCCAGCAGGCCGGACAUUUUUGAAUUGUGGCCGAAUUUGAGACGAUCGCAAAUCUCUGACGAGUAUUUUGCGCCGAUAGUUGGCAUCUACAGAGAGACGCACAUACAGACAGGAUGGCGCUACGGGACGAAGAGUCGGCGGACGCGUGUCUGCUGCUCAUGAUAGCCAUCGGACUGCUGCUGUUCGGUGUCGGAGCGACGUUGGUUGUGGUCGGCUACUACAUACCCGGUGUGGACCACGUCUCCAAAGACCUGAUGGUCGCUAAUGGAUUCACAAUAGGAAGUGUCGGGAUCGCUAUCUCUUGCCUUGGAAUAGUAUUUUUGUACAUGAGAGCGCAAAACAAGUUGGAUCUGAGCUCAACUAACCUGCAGCGAGGACACAACAUGUCGUAUUCGGGAUCCAGGGAUCUAGAGGUAGCUGGAAGGACAACCGGUGGAUGGUAGUAGAGGAACUACCGUCGAUAACAAAAGAGAGAGAGAGAGA
Priapulus caudatus is the source of this 534-nucleotide messenger RNA. RefSeq lists its product as uncharacterized. Bases 165 to 494 code for a protein of 109 amino acids. The transcript is spliced from 4 exons. The record is from RefSeq and is a predicted model, not a curated record. Lineage: Eukaryota; Metazoa; Priapulida; Priapulimorpha; Priapulimorphida; Priapulidae.